Acanthopagrus latus (yellowfin seabream) is the source of this 3620-nucleotide messenger RNA. RefSeq names its product nuclear receptor subfamily 1, group D, member 2b (gene nr1d2b). The transcript has 8 exons. NCBI's taxonomy places the organism in Eukaryota, Metazoa, Chordata, Actinopteri, Spariformes, Sparidae. Gene Ontology annotation, biological process: hormone-mediated signaling pathway; negative regulation of transcription by RNA polymerase II; positive regulation of transcription by RNA polymerase II. The record is from RefSeq and is a predicted model, not a curated record. Gene Ontology annotation, molecular function: zinc ion binding; RNA polymerase II cis-regulatory region sequence-specific DNA binding; nuclear receptor activity. Bases 511 to 2271 code for a protein of 586 amino acids.
GGGAGGGAGGAGCCGGUGAACUGGGUCACAUGGUUGCACUCGCUACUCGAAACAACCACUGCGAAACCAAUCCUCUAAACCACUGGCGCCUUCAACGCAGCUUUUUUCUUGUUCCACCGUAAAGUGCAGUAUGAUUUAUUUCUAGAUGUAGCUCAAAAACAGACGAGUCGUGUCGUUUCUUUCAACUGACAGAGGAAAUUCACCGCUGGCUUCGAGGACGAAAAACCUGCCCUUUUGGUGUCAUUGAAACUGGAUGUGUGAAAACUUGCUGCCUCGGUUUGAAAUGACAUUUUUCUUCCCAGUGUAAUUAUAUUUUCGCUAGUCCGUCUGUCACUGACAGCCCACCGCAGUAUUACGGUUUUUCGGGUUCUGGUGUAAAUGUUGUAGUUUAAAAGCCAAUUUCUCAGCCGGAAUUAAGCAGCGACUUUUCAGUUGCUGAACACUAAAAUAGAAAAACGGCUUCGGCAUCGAGGUAGCAGAGGAGGAGGAAACCCCCCAAACUCUCAUAAAAUGGAGUCAACCAAAGCUGGAGGUGUAAUAGCCUACAUCAGUUCCUCAAGUUCCAGCUCUAGCCCUGAGUCAUGUCACAGUGACUCCUCCAACAGCAGCUACCAGUCAUCAUCACCGCCUCGCGGAUCCUCGCCCAGCUGCCACCAGAAUGGUCAGCUUGCUGACCCCGCCCUCCCCACCGCCAGCCAAAACCUCCCAGGGACUCAGAAAAGUGGACGCUCUUCCUCCACUGCAAAAUGCGGCAUCACAAAGAUCAAUGGCCUGGUGCUACUUUGUAAGGUCUGCGGAGACGUUGCCUCUGGGUUCCACUAUGGCGUCCAUGCCUGUGAAGGCUGUAAGGGCUUCUUCAGGCGGAGCAUCCAGCAGAACAUCCAGUAUAAGAAGUGCCUUAAGAAUGAGAGUUGCCCCAUCAUGAGGAUCAACAGGAACCGCUGCCAGCAGUGCCGCUUCAAGAAAUGCCUGAUGGUGGGCAUGUCAAGAGACUCUGUGCGUUUUGGCCGCAUUCCCAAGCGGGAGAAACAGCGCAUGCUGCUGGAGAUGCAGAGUGCUAUGAACAACAUGAUGAACAACAACCAGCUGCACAGCAGCCAGACGCUACCUAUUGGCAAACCGCUGCCAACCAUUGCCACGAAACCUACCUCUGAGGACUCUGGCCCCACCCCCUCCUGCUCACCAUCCAGCCAAUCGGACUCCAGCUCUGACCCUGAACCCACCGUCGCCAUGGACACCAGCUCCAGCUCAGCCUCGCCCAGUGCUUCAGACAGUGGGGAGGAGGAGGUGAUCGGCUCAGUGACCAGGGCCCACCAGGAGACAUUCAUGUACAACCAGGAGCAGAGCAGCCUGGCGGCUAAUGCCCCGCCCAUCACAGGAUCCCUGAACAGUGGCUCUGCCCAAAACACCAAAACCCACAGGAUAGAGGAGGGGCAGGAUGCCUGGAACCACCACAACAACCUGGUUACCAUGGCAGUACAGGACCCCCCAACAAGCCUGGGACCCCAUGGUCAGGAGAACAUCACAGCCAACCACUGCCCCUUCAGACUGUCCAGAAGUGCUGCCACCAGCCACUGUCCAACCUACAACCAUGGAGCUGUCCGAGCUCCAUCCACCGAGGGCCACAAUGGAGCCUACAGCAUGCCUCUGUGGAGAAGAGGCAACAGAAUGCAUUUGGUUUGUCCGAUGAACACGUCUGCUCAUGUGGACCCUCAUAAGUCUGGCCAUGAGGUAUGGGAAGAGUUCUCUCAAAGCUUCACCCCUGCUGUCAGGGAGGUGGUGGAGUUUGCCAAGAAGAUCCCAGGCUUCAGAGACCUGUCCCAGCCCGACCAGGUCAGCCUGCUGAAGGCUGGAACCUUCGAGGUGUUGGUGGUUCGCUUUGCUUCUCUGUUUGAUGUAAGAGACCGCACCAUCACCUUUUUGGGUGGGAAGAAAUACAGCGUUGACACUUUGAGAGCCAUGGGUGCUGGGGACCUCCUCAACUCCAUGUUUGACUUCAGCGAGAAGCUCACCAACCUGGGCCUCAGUGAGGAGGAGAUGAGUCUCUUCACUGCUGUGGUUCUGGUCUCUGCAGAUCGUUCAGGCAUCGAAAACGUAAACUCUGUUGAGGCCCUUCAGGAGACACUUAUCCGUGCCCUGCGAAGCCUCAUCACCAAAAACCACCCCAACGAGUCGGCCAUCUUCACCAAGUUGCUGCUCAAACUGCCCGACUUGCGCUCGCUCAACAACAUGCACUCUGAGCAGCUGCUGGCCUUCAAGGUCCAUUCCUGAAGUUUCCUAUUGUACUUGACACCCUGUCACAAACUAUACUAGCCUGUGACGGCGCCUGGAGGCGACAUGGACCAUCAGCUCUGCCUCACCAACCACACCUGCACCUCUAUUCUCCCAAGAGGCUUUGGGUUUUGUUCCUUCAGUCUUUAAAUUGAACAAGCCCACUCAUGACAUUUAAAGGGGGAAGAAGACCACAAAAUGUUCUUGUACUGUACUGUACUGUACUGUAGGGCGCGUCUGCCUGUGUGAUGGUAAAGCAUACAUACAGACACACUGAUUAAUGAAUAUGUGUUUUGUGUUCGUGUGUAGCAUACUGUAUGUUUGCAACUAUACAAAUGUUAGAAGCACUUUUCUGUAUAGUGUAGACUUGUAUUUUUGCAUUCAUAGUGCAAUAUGUGACUGCUUUUUGAUUUGAGCUAUAUAGUAAAGAGUCGACAAACUUGUGUAUAUUUUUCAAUGGCACACGGAGCUGCUGCUCUCAUGAUAAGUGUGGAGUUGUAAACGUAAAAACCCCUGGACACUGAAUGACUGACAGAAGAAGAAUGUGUACGUGAAGCUGCUGAGAGUCCCUGCUUUGCAGUUUGGUCACCACAGAAUGUUUAAUUUGAACAACUGGGGAAGCAAAAUAAGACCACAUCUUAUUUUGGAUUUUAAUACAGUCGUUUACGUGCUAUUCUGUGUUUCUGUCAGUAGUGGGUUAUUUUUCUAAAUUAUUUGGGCAUUGUGACAAAUCAAAUGUAUCAGUGUCAUUCUGUGGUUUGCUUUUCUGGACAUGGGUCAGUGGAAAUGAAAGCAAAUUCAGGACCUGUUAAAACAUCCUGCAGAUACAUUUUCCCUUUUCUUAUAUUUUUCUCCUGAAAGAAAGAGGAAAUUUGGUUCUGAGAUUUCUUCCUGCUCAGCAGUCGAUUCAGACACUCAUUGCUGUUGACCAACUUAAAGCAGAGAAAACAUCCAGCAACUCCCACAGAAAACCUGCUCUACAUCAUAUACAGGCUUUAGAGUGUAGUUAAAGCUGAGUAAGCAGGACUAUUCCAUGUAAAAUAUGAUUGUAAUAUCACUGAAGUGAUUGUAAUUUUUAGAAAUUAGCUGAGUGGAAGUGACUGCUGAGUUGCUGGUAUUGAUAUAUUUUUGCGAUGCCAUCUUUUUGUUCUCCAUCAGUGAAUUCAGAAUGUCUGGCCUUUGAAUAUCCAGAGCUUCUGUCAUUGUGUUAACAGUGCUGAUAUGUGAUUCUGUUCUCCUCUGUGAAAGGAUGCAGUAUGCAUAGAUUUCUAUAUAAUGACAUACAUACUAUCAUACAUACAUGACUGUAUAGAUGAAUAUAUCUGUAUAAAUAAAUUUUAUAAAUGCAA